AUGGCGUUGUUGCUUCGAAACAAACAAUGGGGCAUAGUACUUGAACGAGGCAACAUGACAACCCAACUCUUCAGGGAUGUGUUAAUGCGCAUGAAAAGGAGACUGCCUAGAUUUUACAUUGAUCAAACUGAUCUUGUCAAGAUUAUUUUUUUCUGGAAAAAUCAAUACUUCACUAUCAAGGAUAUGUUGAAGACGAGGAUGUUUGCUUGGGACUCGACUGACUCAUGCGUCAUCGAUGGGCCUAUCGCUGGAGCGCAUGACUACCUUGUGGUAAACAAGUUUGCAAGAACACAUUGCAUUGAUCCAUGUCAUUUGUUCGAGAAAAUGAUGGAGGUUUUCGACAACGUGUCCCCAAAAGAGCUGAUUGAAAGUGUGGGCUCCUGUUCAGGUGGUGAUCCAGUAGAAGACAUAGAGAUUAUCGAUGUUUCUGAUUAA
Molecule: messenger RNA, 435 nt
Organism: Ilex paraguariensis (yerba mate)
Lineage: Eukaryota; Viridiplantae; Streptophyta; Magnoliopsida; Aquifoliales; Aquifoliaceae
Source: the annotation of a GenBank genome assembly